GAACCACUUGGAGACCGCUGGACCGAAUCUGACCGCUUUACUUACUUGCUGUUCGCCAUGUCGCCCCGAUAGAAUACCAGACGCCUAUUUUCCGGUUACGCGACCACGAUGAACUCGCUCAAUGCCUUCUCCCCCCUAAUACGGCGGUCCGCGCAGGCACAGUGGACAUGUCACGCCUGUCUCCGGCGACAGGUGCCACAGCUUCGGAACGGGUAUGCGACCAAGGCGAAGACGAACACAAAACCGCCGCCUGGAGAUUCAGGGAAAAGUAGUAAAAGAAGGAGGAGGCUGCUGAUUGUAGGCGGAGGAUUCGCAGUUGCAGGGGCGGCGGUCACCAUCAAUGACGAUGCGAAACACGCAUAUACCGCCGUGCAGCGGAGCAGCAGAGUGCUCUCGACGCUGUUUAUCAAUGUCAAAGACUACCGAAAUACCCUGAAGAAGCACGGCGACGAUGGAUACGAAGAAACGCUCAAGGCAUGCCACCUCCGCUGCGCGAAGCGAACGCUCCGCACCCUCGAGAAGAACGGCUCCAUAUUCAUAAAGCUGGGCCAGCAUCUGAGCAGCAUGAACUACCUGCUCCCCAGCGAGUGGUGCGAUACCUUCAUCCCGCUGCAGGACAAAUGCCCCGUCUCGUCGUACGACUCGAUAAAGGAUAUGGUCAUGGAAGACGAAGGCACCGAUCUCUCCGACUUCUUCUCUGAGUUCGAGGAGCUGCCUAUUGGCGCCGCAUCGCUGGCGCAGGUCCACCGGGCAGUCAUUAGGGAAACGGGGCAGAAGGUCGCCGUCAAGGUGCAGCACCCUGCGCUGGACGAGUGGGCGAAGCUCGAUCUUGCGCUCACGAGGUUCACCUUUGAGACUCUGAAGUACUGGUUCCCAGAGUACGACCUGACCUGGCUAUCAGAAGAGAUGGAGAAGUCGCUUCCCCAAGAGCUGGACUUCAGACAAGAAGGCCAAAACGCCAUUCGCGCGCGCGAAUACUUCUCACACGUCCAUGACGCGCCCGUCAUAAUCCCUGAAGUCCUCUGGGCCAAGCGCCGCAUCCUCGUAAUGCAGUACGUCUCUGGGCACCGGCCAGACGACCUCGAAUACCUCGACACCCACGGCAUCGACCGCGACGAAGUGUCCGCCGCUCUCGCCCGCAUCUUCAACGAAAUGAUCUUCGGCACGAACGCCCCGCUCCACUGCGACCCCCAUGGCGGCAACAUCGCCAUCCGGCACAACCCCGCCCCCCGCCGCGGCGCCUCAAACUUCGACGUCGUCCUCUAUGACCACGGGCUCUACCGCGACAUCCCGCUCCACCUGCGCCGCUCCUACGCGAAGCUAUGGCUUGCGGUCCUUGAUGCGGACGAGCCGCGCAUGCGAAAGUAUGCGUACGAGGUCGCGGGCAUCGACGACCGGCACUUCCCGCUCUUCGCGUCCGCAAUCACUGGUCGCGACUACAGCAUCAUUGUGCGCCCGGAGGGCGUCAGCUCUGGCCGUAGCGACGAGGAGAAGAAGGUUAUCACCGAGGCGCUGGGGGAUGGCAUGCUCGAGAGUUUGAUUCAGCUGCUGGGCAAAGUGCCGAGGGUGAUUCUACUGAUUUUAAAAACAAAUGAUCUGACGCGGUCCCUCGACGAAAAUCUGCACACAAGGCAAGGUCCGGCGCGCACGUUCCUUAUUCUCGCGCGGUACGCUUCCCGCACCGUGUAUGAGGAGCAGUUGGAGAAUCUGAUGGGGAGGAGCUUGUUUUGGCCAGCGAAUCUUUGGGCUUUUCUGCGCGCAUGGGCGAAUCACAUGCGGGUUGAGAUGAGGCUUGGGGUGUUUGAGUGGGUGCUUUGGGGCAGGUGGAAGCUAGGGAUGAGGGCGGUGGGGGUGUGAGGGGAGAGAGUGACGGGUGUAUAUAGAUGAUAUGAGGGCAAAUAAACUUGAUGCAAUGGGAGGAGCAUGGGAGGCGUGGUAUAGCGUAUUUAGCGUAUCAUAUCAUGUACAGGAGCGGGGACUAUAGAUCAUAUUGAACUUCACUUCACAAUAAAUGCCAGCAACUAUCAUGU
Paraphaeosphaeria sporulosa is the source of this 2030-nucleotide messenger RNA. Its product is annotated as putative ABC1 family protein C15C4.02. The transcript is spliced from 3 exons. Gene Ontology annotation, cellular component: mitochondrial inner membrane. Bases 109 to 1857 code for a protein of 582 amino acids. NCBI's taxonomy places the organism in Eukaryota, Fungi, Ascomycota, Dothideomycetes, Pleosporales, Didymosphaeriaceae. The record is from RefSeq and is a predicted model, not a curated record. Gene Ontology annotation, biological process: lipid homeostasis; mitochondrion organization.